AUCAGGCAGUGGUGCAGCGGAAAGUUCACGUUGAAAGUGGCCAUUUUGUACCUACCAUGGCUACCAUACGGGUAUUUUUACUGCUUGCUCUGUGGAGCAGCUGUGGGCAGUUGGUGCUGGGACGUAGCGGGACGAUGGACGACUGGAUCAGGUUGAACAAUACAUUGUUCUCUAACUAUUCAAAAGAGAUUUAUCCUGUUUAUGACUUCAAUGAUACACUGGUUAUCAAUACAGCUAUGUUUUUAUUGUCCAUUCUCGAUUUUGACGAAAUCGCCGGAGUUAUUACCCUCAAUGGCGGUGUGGGGUUCAGCUGGACCGACUUUCGUUUGACAUGGGAUCCAAGUAACUUUGGAGGCAUUGAAGAUAUACUCAUCAACUCCACAUUGGCGUGGACUCCGAAGGCGUACUUAUUGAAUACUGCAGAAGACAUGGAACCAUUCAAUUUGAAAGACUUUGGUAUCAGAUUGAUGUAUAACGGAAACUGUUUUAUUGCUCCUGGCAAAAUAAUGAAGGCGACCUGUUCAGUGGAUAUGUCCGACUUUCCCUUAGACUCGCACUUGUGUAGUAUUCUCAUAACACUUUGGGGUGUACACAUAGACGAAACUCGUCUGGGAUACAACAGUACCGAAUUCAUUAUGCAGUAUUACACGGCUAAUGGUGAGUGGGAUAUUGUGGACACAUCAGUAGCAUAUUCUACAGCAACUGUAUAUGGUGUCUUUUUCAAUAUAAAUAUCAAAAGAAGACCGAUAUUUUUUGCUUUGUCCCUGAUAAUUCCAAUUCUUCUGUUGUGCUUCCUGAACCCGUUCGUGUUCCUCAUCCCGGCCUCCUCAGGUGAGCGGAUAUCCUACACAAUCACCAUGUUCCUGGCCCUGGCUGUGUAUAUGUCAAUAAUCGGUGACAGCUUGCCGUCAAUUUCUGAGAACAUGGCUGGUAUGUCGUUUUUCUUGUUAAUAACACUGAUAUGCAGUAGUUCUCUGAUCAUAUUGACAAUAUUCACUCUACGCUAUGAAGCUCUUUCUGAUGUCAGCGACUUCCCGAGAAUUAUCAGACGUUUGACUAUCUGUUUCAUGAAGAAGGGAAAGAAUAAAGUAAAUGCACGGAUUCAUUGCGUGGACGAAAAAGAAGAACAGAGGGAGACAGACGAAAUUGAUUGUGAUAUUAAGAAAGAUGACGUCAUUCGAUGGGUAAACUUGUCAUUAUUUGUGACGUCACAAAUAGUGACGAUGAUAGUCAUCAUUUGGUUUUUCUGCCACCUUUUUACGUAAAAAUUGUAUUGAAGACAAAUCUGCACAAUGUAUUUUGGUAACACAAUG
Molecule: messenger RNA, 1313 nt
Organism: Pecten maximus
Lineage: Eukaryota; Metazoa; Mollusca; Bivalvia; Pectinida; Pectinidae
Product: acetylcholine receptor subunit beta-type unc-29-like
Exons: 2
Coding region: 57-1265 (402 amino acids)
Biological process (GO): chemical synaptic transmission; regulation of membrane potential; signal transduction
Cellular component (GO): synapse; neuron projection; membrane
Molecular function (GO): transmembrane signaling receptor activity; extracellular ligand-gated monoatomic ion channel activity; neurotransmitter receptor activity
Source: RefSeq, a predicted model, not a curated record